AUGUACUUGAUACAAUUUUCUGAUGGCCAGAGACUUCCAUACAAAUUUGUGAAGAAAUAUGGAGGAGAGCUAUCACAUUCAGUAUGUCUUAAAGUUCGGGGUGGUUCAAAAUGGGAAGUGGAUAUCACGAGACGGGAUUGUAAGGUUUGGUUUGAAAAGGGUUGGCCAGAGUUCUCUAAUUCUUGCUCCCUUGACCACGGCCACUUUCUGGUUUUCGGAUAUGAAGGGAAUUCUAAAUUCGAUGUUUGCAUAUUCGACACAACUGCCACAGAAAUUGACUAUCCGAUAACUGUUGAAGAUGAUGAUUCGUCUGGUGAAAUUUUGGAGGACUGUCCAAGGGGUUCAAGGAAUUCAGGGGAUAAAUCUCCACUCCCAGGUUCUCCUCCUUGCAAGAAAAACAGAAAAAGUUCAACUGGCAAACCAGAAAUCAACCCCAAGAUUCAAAUGGAUGAUGAUGAUGAUGAAAACGAUGAAAGUGAUGAGGGUAGUGAGGAGGGUGAGGAUGAAGAUAAUCAUGGUAUUCGAAAGGAAAUAGCUUUUAAGAGAGCUAAAGCUUAUAAACCCGCAGACCCUCAUUUUGUGGUUGCAAUCAAUCCCUCUUGUACCCGUGGAGGUUAUCUGCAUGUGCCAUCUUUGUUUAGCAAGACAUAUCUUGUUAAGCAGCCUACUCAAAUCAUGCUUCAAACGGUUUCAAACGAGGAACCUUGGUAUAUAGAUAUGCAUUAUCACAGAUCAUCAAGCAGAUUACGGACUGGUUGGCCUGGAUUUGUGAGAAGCAAUAAUUUAUUAGUGGGUGAUGCUUGUGUCUUUGUGUUGAAAGACAACAAUGAAUUUCUAUUUGAUGUUGUAUUUUACCGGGCUACAUAG
This is a messenger RNA of Rosa rugosa (rugosa rose), 867 nucleotides long. RefSeq names its product B3 domain-containing transcription factor VRN1-like. Bases 1 to 867 code for a protein of 288 amino acids. The transcript is spliced from 2 exons. NCBI's taxonomy places the organism in Eukaryota, Viridiplantae, Streptophyta, Magnoliopsida, Rosales, Rosaceae. The record is from RefSeq and is a predicted model, not a curated record. Gene Ontology annotation, molecular function: DNA binding.